ACAAUGUGUGGGAUACAGCCGCCACCACCCUUAUCGAUCGCACCGCAAAAUCAUAAUAGAACCAGCCCAUCGUUUGAGCUUCUUUUGUUUUUCUUUGCUUUGCUUGCAGAGGGAGGCACCUAAACAACACAUCAGCAGCGUGGAUCGACAUUAGCUCGGAUUCGGACGACUAACAGUAACAGGAAAAUAUGGGACAAACUUUGACGAAUCUGAUACCACCGCCUGAUGGAUUUGAAUAUUUCUCCAUAACCUUUAGAUAUGGUGACCGUAUACGACUGAUUUAUGGCACACACGUUGAAAUAAAUGCGUUGAGAAAUAUUAUUCUACGUCAUUGGAAAAAAGGAAUAAAAAAGGAGUCCAAUCUUCUUGGACCCGGAUACGAAUUUAUCACCAACACCUCACCAUUCAGUCCAUGGGCAUCUGGUAAUGACGAAAUCAACUGCAAACGGUUUGCCAGCCAUCUACUUGCUGACAUGCACAAGCUCGGAUAUAGGCUCAUUGGCGCUGGGUGCCUUUCUCGAACCCAAGACCUGACUACCUGGGUUUUUCAUCGAGAGCAGAUUGCUCCGGCCGACUAUCGUUUUGCGUGCAUUGGUUUUUCGCAGAAAAAUAUUAUUCAGCUCAUAGAUUUUCCUCCAGCUCUUCACGACUUCAUAAAGGACGCCGUUGAAAAGCAUGAAAACAUCAAGGAAUCGAAGAAUAUCGAAGGCUGUCUGCAAAUCAAGUUAAAAGAAGAUUUAUGGCGUUCAAGCAACACUGAAUUGAACGUAAAGGCGAAAACUAUCAUAAAGAGCAUUAUUCAUGAUUUGAAUUCACGCCAGUGGGUUUUGUACUCAAGCAGCUAUUUGGUGGGCCAAGGUGAUACACUGUUUUUCAUGUACAACCCACUGCUGGAAGCUCCAUUCACAACGAAAGAAAGUUUGGCUAUCAGUUUGUUGAAAACUGAUCGCUUGCGAUUGAUUGAUGCUUCUGAUAGUGCAACCUGUCAUGUUAAAGAUGUCAUAAUAAACACUUGGAAACGAGGAAUUCAGCAAGAGACGAAAAAAUUCAAUUCAACUGAGUUCAAGUUGGCUGGCAGGCCUUGGAUGACACGUGGAAAGGAGUCUGCUGCAUCACGCCAACUGCUCUGUAGACUUUUUGAAGGAUUGAUGACUAUUGGUUGGAGAAUACAAACAGCUGUGCAUCUGACAGUGUGUAACCUAGAUAAAUGCAUGCUGACAUUCAAUCAAUGCAGCCCCGUUUCAGCGCAAGUCUUCUGCCUCUCGUUCAACUCGACGAGCAAAAUACGCAUAAUUAAUGCACCAUCGGAUCUAGAAAUGCAUUUGCUAUCUGAGAUCAGAAGGUUUUGGCUACUUGGCAUUGCUAAAGAACAUCGUUUUGAAGAGUGCUUCGAGGUUGCACUGAAAGGCUGUCCAUGGGGGGAUGAGCACGGCGGUGCGCAUGCUCGUGUGCUGCUGUUGUAUUUAAUCAACUCCUGUCUUGUCAAAGGCUGGUACCUUAUCUUCUCUGCUGAUGUUUCGUCAAUCAUCAUACAGGAUGAUGAAUCACCCGAUUGUCCAUGGGAUGUUUACAGUUGGUGGUUCAUGCGUGCGAAUACAUCUCCUCCGCCAGCUCUUCCAUCCGCACCGCUUUUGUUUUGAAACGACUCACUUAAUCGCGCUAUCAUGAUCGUGUACUUUAAUCAAAGUUUCUUAAGAAACUUCAAGCUUUAAUGUAAGGCAUGUCAAUUAGAAUGUGAUAGGAUUGAGUUGGGAAUCAGCCGUAGUGUCAUGAUGAUGACACAGAUAAAGAAGUGAUAAAUAAGUGUAAAAGAAUGAUGACAAUCCUUCUCUAUUUAUAAUAUUACCCCCAAAAUAACUUGAUUAGGUUGGUCACUAAAAAAGACUGAUCCAAGUGGAAAGUAGCGAUCUCAAAACGAAUCCUGCUGUGCUAAAUGUAGAUUUGAUUUAUCCUCUUACUACCUAGCUAAGGCCAUUCCUCUCCAUAAUUAAAAUUUCGGGAUUUCGAUGUUUUAGGAGGCUCAGCCCCCUCUUAACAAGCCAAUUCAUGUCGAACUCCUUAACUGACAUUGUGAACAAACCUUUUUUAUUGUGUUUCUAAUUCUUCAUAAAAGAACAAUUUCUAUAAGUCUUUAAGAAUGAAUGAUCUCAUAUACAUUUGCAGAUAAACUUAUGCACAAAUGCAAGUAUAUUGGGUGUGGUCUUUGAUGUGGCUUCUAGAGGUUUCCAUCAGCACAGUCUCCCUCAGUUAAAUUUUUAGGACGGCACCCCUGUCAUUAACUGAUAUAAUAGUGAAAGCAUUUGAGAGACUAUAUGCUCUCCCUUACUUGGGUGCCACCUCAUUUCUGCUUCAAAAAAUAAUGUAAACUGCUUUAUCUGUUAUUGUAAAACAAGUUUUUAGAGUUAUCGUUUAUGAUAUCUUUGUUAGAAAUUGGCUGCAUUAUGGCCACAUGUGCACAGGAUCUUUACAACUUGGUCAGCAGACCUCAACAGUAUCGCGAGCAGUAACCGUAACAGCAAACAAUAACAGUAGCCCGUUAGAAAACCGCAAAUCGCCUUUAACUAUUAAGGACACUGUCUCGUCCAGUUCUCAACAUGUUUGGCUGGUUUUGCACAUUCAAAGGUGUUACACAAUGCUCUUUCAGGUGACAUGGUCAAAAUUGAAACAUUCUAAAAAAAGACGUUUGAUGACGGCAUGCGUUAAAGGCUGGUUUUCAUAUAACGUAUUUCAACGUAUUUCAUCGCAAUUCAGUUAAGAUUUUUUCCGAGACUACGAUCAAUUAAGAUUUUUUCCGUUAUAUGAAAACCGGCCAAAUUUUAUGAAAACCACCUAUCGUAAAUAAUCCUAAUAGAACGUUAUUCAACGUAAUUUAACGUAAUUCUUCGGAAAAAAUCAAACAAUUUUGUUUCUCCCGGCAAAAUACGUUGAAUUACGAUGAAAUAAGAUGAAAUACGUUUUUCGGUUUUCAUUUAACGUGAAGAUCGUGGAACCUGAAUUGCAAUGAAAUGCGUCGAAAAACGUUAUAUGAAAACCAGCCUUAAUACUCUAUUAUGCACGUGAAUAUUGGUUUAGGUGAUAAGUUCACCUAAUUGUUGAACGAAAUGAAUAAGGACAGUCUGAUAUCAACAGACUUCCUAAUUUAUGACGUUAGAAGUUCUAUCUUUAAAUUUUUGAAUUUUGAUCUUAUCAUCUGAAAGAGCAUUGUGGAAUACUUUUAGAUGUGCAAAAUCAGUUAUUGGUGUUACCAAUAUAAAAUAAGAUAAAAAAAUUAUUUUAUCUUGGUGUUACGAAUUAUCUGAGCUAUGGCCACAGGCCCUUGCCCCACCAAUCCUGAACAGAACCAAAAUAACAGUAUUACGUUAGCAAACUUUGGAUAUUUCAUUGGCCAAAUCUCAUCUGGUUUUGGACCAUAGCUUAUCUGAUUUUGCAUAUUUAGAAAUGUUCAUGGUUAUAAUUUUUGCUGCGUGGUCAAAAUUCAAAAAUAUUAAAAAUAGUUUUUUGUCACGUUACAUAAGAGUGUUCUUUAGCUAAUUUUAUAUCGCUAACUUUUGAAUUGCAGGAAUCAUGUUUGACGCACUCUUUGUGCACAUCUACGUAAUUUUGUUUGAUAACUUAUUUUAUUCUUACAUAUUUUUACUUCUACAUUA
Molecule: messenger RNA, 3647 nt
Organism: Rhopilema esculentum
Lineage: Eukaryota; Metazoa; Cnidaria; Scyphozoa; Rhizostomeae; Rhizostomatidae
Source: RefSeq, a predicted model, not a curated record